AUGGGCCGCUGGUGGGGACUGCCGCUUCCCCCAGAGAUCGUUCUGGAACUAUUUGAGUAUUUGGAACCCUCAGAUGUCGUGGCUCUCGCGCAAGCCGCGGAGGCAUUCGCCCAGCUCGCUGUCUCAGCGUUUUCAUCUUGUCUCCGCGAACAUGGACGAACGAUAUUAUUUUCUGCAGUCACAUGUGGACAUACAAGCAUUGUCAAGCAUUAUCUGAAAGCAGGAGCCGAUCCCUGCGUCGCUGAUGAUAAGGGAAACACGCCGCUGCACUGGGCCACUGCUUUCGGCCAUUAUAACGUGGCGACUUUACUCGUUGAUGUGGGGGCCGAUAUCAAUGCACGUCAUGAGAAUGGACUUAGUCCGCUGGAUUAUGCCAUUAUAACGGGAUAUGAUCGCGUUGUGGAGGUUCUUCUGAAUAAAGGAGCCACCAUUACGGACGUAAGGAUCGGCCAGUCUCAAAGGACGACUCUACAUGCGGCUGCUAUCAAGGGAUACAGCCGGAUUACAGAGAUGCUGCUAAGCCACCGAGCUCCUAUUGAUGUCAAGGAUGCCCAUGGUCAUACGCCUCUUCAUUUGGCUGUUUCGGAAGGGCAUCUUGAGAUAGUUCGGGCACUGCUUUGCGCUGGGGCAACCGUUGACAUUCAAGAUGAGUUAGGCGACUCACCACUACACCUCGCUGCCGGCAACGGUUAUAUUUCUAUCGUACAGGAGCUUCUGAAUAGAGGAGCAGACCCUUCUCUGCAAGGUCACGAAAAUGCUACGCCAUUGCACCGGGCAUCUUUACUGGGAUUUGUUGACGUUGUCCAGUGUCUCCUAAAAGCUGGGGCGAAUGUGUCUGCUCAAAGCUUAGAUGGACAGAUCCCUCUUCAUCAAGCCAGUGGUGCCGGUGAGAUCGCAACCGUGCGGCUGCUCCUAGAUGCCGGAAGCGGUCCUUCAAUUCCAGAUGAGAGUGGGGCCACGCCACUACAUUUCGCCGUCCUUUCGGGGAAAGCAACAAUCGCUGACAUGCUAAUAAACGCUGGAGCGCAUGUCGAUAGCGUAAAUGACAAGGAACAGACCCCCUUGCACUGGGCAGCAAAAGGACAUGAAGAGAUGGUCCCCACUUUGCUAAAUCACAAGGCUGAUGUACAUGCUCUUAGCUAUACAGGGUGGACUCCGCUACAUUGGGCAGCUAAUGAGGGCCAUGUUGGUAUAACGAUAGCUUUACUGGAAGCCGGGGCCUUCGACCAGUUUCAAAAUCAAUAUGGGGAAUCGGCGCUGCACUUGGCCUCUCAAAAUGGCCAUGAAGCUGUCGUUCACUUGCUUAUCCAACAAGGCAGCAAUCCGCACCUUACCGAUCAUAAACUUCGUACAGCGCUGCAUCAUACAGCUGCGGAAGGACAUGAGGACACGGCAAAAUUGUUGCUCAGUACCAAAGUCAGAUCAGACGUCAGAGAUAUCGAUGGUCGGACUCCGUUGUACUAUGCAGUACUCCAUGGGCAUGUGACGAUCGCGAAUAUGCUUCUUGACCGUGGUACCACCCUUGAUGAGACCGUCAAGGAAGCCUUUCUAGAGGCUGCAGAAGCUGGGCACGAAUUGAUGAUUCGACUUCUCAUCGUACAUGGAAUUGACAUGUCGUUCAAUGAUUCAAGCGGUUAUACGGCGUUGCACCGAGCCGUUCUGGGGAGUCAAAUCAAAGUUCUUGAGCUUCUUCUCAGUAAAGAUGCUGAUAGGUUUGCCCGGGACAACGAGGGAAAGACGGCAUUGCAUCUUGCUGCCCAGGAGGGCGAGGACGAAAUCGCCAAGAUUCUUUUGAGAGAUAAUGGAAUUAGGAAUCUGCUGGAUUAUAAUGGCUGGACGGCUCUGCAUUGCGCGGUUGACAACGGACAUGAAAACACCGUCCGGACUCUCUUAGAUGCUGGUGUCGAUCCUGGUAUUCAUUCCUUCGACGCAUGCACGCCGCUUGAUCUAGCAGAAGUCGGAGAUCUAGAAAUAAUGACGCAGACGUUGCGAGAGGCAUUAGCGGCGAGAAACAGAUAA
This is a messenger RNA of Penicillium brasilianum, 2019 nucleotides long. The record is from the annotation of a GenBank genome assembly. Lineage: Eukaryota; Fungi; Ascomycota; Eurotiomycetes; Eurotiales; Aspergillaceae.